AUGGUCCGGACCUUCACCGCUCUGAUCCUCCUUGCCCUUUUCUCCUCCUUCAACUCCAACAUCUAUACCUUCGCCGUACCAUCUCCCGCGUCCGCACACCAGGCUCUAUCUCCCCUCCUUUCACGAACGCCAAAUUAUCCUUCAUCACAACACGCACUCCAACCAAGCGGUCCUCCAAACCCAGAGCAGAAACUCUGUGGCUUCCCUUUACUGUGGCUCUAUCCCUGCACAUGGACAUCCGACCCAUCUAUUUCCCAGCUUCAGAAAUUGGGUCCAGUCAUCUUCGCCAAAUACAUCAUCAAUAUCCCAGGGGCUUUAUUGGAUUCCUUCUUUACACCUCGUGCAAUAAUUGAGCGUCGUGAACACAGCAACAUCAACAAAUAUGGACGACGAGAAACGCGGAGCGUGGAGCAAGAAGAAGAUUGGAAUGACGAUCCAUCCGCUGAAGUCCUAUCGAAAGUGAAGGCUCUCGAAAGAGGAGGUCGCCCUGUCUUCAUCGGAGCCAUGGGUGCCCUUUCUGGUUCCUCUUCAUCUCUUCGAGUCCCUCGUCUCAUUCUGGGUCCUUAUGCAGUGCUAAAAGCUAUUUCGUCAAUCCCGAAGAGUCUCUCAGCCACGAUCCCAAAACACAUACCUCGCUUCAGUGUCGGGCUUACUCGCCGCACGUCAAACACAAAUCAACUGGACGACUUGGCCGGUCAGACAGCAGUUCCUGGCGACAAAGUUUCGAAGCAAUUUUAUUGUUGGUUUGCCGGAUUCCUCUACCCAUGUGACUGGGCUAUAAAGAUGCCAGAUCCAGAAUAUGAGAAGCAUUGCCAUAUAGAUGCAACUCCAAAACUUCCUGGGUUCCCCACAAAGACUUGCGAUUGGACGUUGAAGUCUGCUGCUCAUCUAUCCAAGACGAUCCCUAGGAUCUUCACACUUCCAGCGAUGUUUGUCAAGGCUGUCAAAGCAAUACCCCUCUCGCGCCCUACCACAAUAAAUAGAUACCAACAUCGGGCCCUCUUGGCACCGCUGGAGUUAGAUGGUUUGAACAGUAAAACAACUAUCCAAGAGCAGAAGACAUCCAAGGCACUCUGCUGGUGGUUCGUCUGGGGCUAUCACUGCAGCGGUAAGCCCGAAAAGUCUGACACCCCUACUUAUCAGCAAUGCCGAGCGGAUGAGCCUUCCAAGAGUGAACAUGAACAAACAUGGACUUGCUUCGAUGCGCCUUCUGCUGCUCAUGCAUCGAGAUCCGUCCCUAGGAUAUUCACUUUCCCAGUCAUGCUGCUGAGAGCCGUUCAUGCGAUUCCUGUAUCUCGUUCAACUCCAAAUCUUAUUUCGAGAUGGAAAAGGGUCGCCGUCCCGGCAGCGCCAGCUGAACUGGAAAAUCUGAAUGGGACUGCUGCCACUCAAGAGACAAAGGUAUCUAAAGAAUUGAAACAGUGUUGGGUAGGGAUCUUCUUGUGGCCAUGCUGGAAUUCUCCGCCGCCCCCGCCGCCACAGCCAAAAAAACAAUGCCAGAUGGAUAUGUAUACCGCACAUGUAACUUGCGUCGAAGUACCAAGUUCCGCAGCGCGCUCAACUUUGAUUGUCCCCCGACUGUUUUCCUUCCCAAUCUUAGCAGUCAAGAAAGUAUCCGCGACCUCUAAUGGCCUCAUCGCUAAGCUUCGAUCCUCGACGAAGUCCACGGGAGGAAAUGAUACCAUGGAAAAGCGCAAAAAGUGUAGCGACAAUGAACGCCACAAGCCCGGCUGUGAAAUCUCCUUCCAUUCGUCGUCUACAUCCCUCGCUCCACCUCGCAUCUUCAAACCUCCUUUCAUACUCUUAUCACUCUUACCCAAAACCACACUCGCAAGUCCCCUCAAAAAAUGCAGUGGAGCUGAACGCCAACAUCCUGAUUGCGAGCACUCGUUUCCCUCCUCAUCCACUAACCUGUCCCCGCCACGUAUCUUCAAACUACCUGUACUUGCCCUCUCUUCACUCCUCCAAGCUGCAAACGCAAUCCCAUUCCCACGACCAGCAGCAAUUACCAACUCAAUCGCGGAUCCAAAUUUCAACCUCGUGCGGAAAUCCGUUGGCGAGAUGAUGGAUGGGGUGGGUAUGUGGUUGGGAAGACGGCAAGGUGUGGAUCUGGCCAAGUAUGGUGUUGACUGGAACAAAGCCUCUUGUACGCGGGAGCAUUAUCUCUCGGAUGCGAUCAUGUGUAACAAGGAUCCAAAGGCGCCGCUCGACAGUGCAGGGAGUAGAGCUGGUGGAUGCAAGAUUGAGAUGGCUGCGUUAGGGGUUCUAGGUGUUGCGGUUGUGUUUGCGGGGUUCUUGUAA
This is a messenger RNA of Cadophora gregata, 2301 nucleotides long. RefSeq lists its product as uncharacterized. The transcript has a single exon. The coding region runs from base 1 to 2301 and encodes 766 amino acids. The record is from RefSeq and is a predicted model, not a curated record. NCBI's taxonomy places the organism in Eukaryota, Fungi, Ascomycota, Leotiomycetes, Helotiales, Ploettnerulaceae.